ACUUAGGCAUCUCUGGAAUGUCAACAUUUUUCCUUCUUUUUUUGUAGGGUUUGAUUCAAAUAAAAGAUGGACUGGAGUGGAAAACAUAACGGGCCAAAUGAUACAACUAAUGAUGGAACAGUGGUACGACUUCGAGGCCUGCCCUUUGGUUGCAGCAAAGAAGAGAUUGUUCAGUUUUUCCAAGGGUUGGAAAUCGUGCCAAAUGGGAUAACAUUGACGCUGGACUACCAGGGGAGAAGCACAGGGGAGGCCUUCGUGCAGUUUGCUUCAAAGGAGAUAGCAGAAAAUGCUCUGGGGAAACACAAGGAAAGAAUAGGGCACAGAUAUAUUGAAAUCUUCAAAAGUAGUAAGAGCGAAAUCAGAGGAUUCUGUGACAUGCCAAGAAGAAUGAUGGGACAACAACGACCUGGACCAUAUGAUAGACCAUUAGGAGGAAGAGGGGGUUAUUAUGGAGCUGGGCGUGGAAGUAUGUAUGACAGAAUGCGUCGAGGAGGUGGUGGAUAUGACGGUGGGUAUGGUGGCUUUGAUGAUUAUGGUGGCUAUAAUAAUUAUGGCUAUGGAAACGACGGCUACGAUGACAGAAUGAGGGAUGGGAGAGGUUUCUUAAUAGGCAUGGGAGGACAUGGCUAUGGUGGAGCUGGAGAAGCAGGGUCGGGUUUCCAUGGUGGUGGUCAUUUUGUUCACAUGAGAGGACUGCCUUUUCGAGCGACGGAAAACGAUAUUGCUAAUUUUUUUUCACCAUUGAAUCCUAUAAGAGUUCACAUUGAUAUUGGGGCAGACGGAAGAGCCACGGGAGAGGCAGAUGUGGAAUUUGUAACACACGAGGAUGCAGUAGCUGCCAUGUCUAAGGAUAAAAACCACAUGCAGCAUCGAUAUAUCGAGCUGUUCCUGAACUCGACUGCUGGAGGUGGCUCCGGGAUGGGAGGCUACGGCAGAGACGGCAUGGAUCAAGGCUACGGCUCCGUGGGUAGGAUGGGAAUGGGCAGCAAUUACAGUGGUGGAUAUGGCACUCCCGACGGCCUGGGCGGAUACAGUAUGUAUGCGUGACCUUGUGUCAAUUGUUUGCAGGUCGUGGCAGUGGAAAUAGUGGAGGAUACUAUGGGCAAGGCAGUAUGGGUGGAGGAGGAUGGCGUGGGAUGUAUUGAAGGGGUAGCCUUGCUCCACAAACCAUCCUGGAAGAAACAGUCGCUGGUCUACUAGACUUUCUUACAAAAUUUAAUUUCUUUUGUAUUUUAAGAACUUUAUAAUGACUGAAGGAAUGUGUUUUCACAAUAUUAUUUGGUAAGCAACAGAUUGUGAUGGGAAAAUCUGUUUUCUGUAGGUUUUAUUUGUUGCAUACUCUGACUUUAAAUAAAUUUUUAUAUUCAAACCACUGAUGUUGAUACUUUUUAUACUAGUUACUCCUAAGGAUGUAUUACAUAUUCAAGACCACAGUCGGUUUAAGAUGUUGUACUAUGGUUCAAUAAAGGUGGUUGUACUGUAACUCCUCUGAACACUGAUUCAGUUCUAUGUAAUUUUGGUGUAGUGAAUGAGUUUGCAAAAUCCACUUAAGGGGAAAAAGGUAGACGAAUAGAUUAGUUUAUUUGGUAACAAUCUUUCCUAAACCCUUUUGGUAAGUUGUAUGUAACAAUUUCUCACCAUGGCAUAAAGCUGUGGAGGCUCCGAGUCCUUGGCCUGGCUUUUCUUCCUGUGCUGCCCUGUCUGCCCCGAGCUGGGCGGGGGGCUAAAGGCCUUUGGGCCUCCCCCAGCCCCAGCAGUGACCUGUUUCCAGGCUUUGCUGUGGAAUCCAGGUAGAUCCUGCGUUUCACACCUCUAACUUGCAAGUCACUAGCAUAGCUUUUAGCUCUUAUGAAAUAGGACAGUAUGAGUUAAUUUGAAGCUGUCAUCUCCUUAGUCUUUUUUUCCACAAACACUGCUUUUGAAAAGUGGGAAGAGGAGAGGGAUUUGGAAGCAGGUUAAGACUUCUGUCAUGAAAUUUCUGUUUAAACCUGAUUCAGCUGCACAGAGCUGCUUUGUCUGUACUUGUUCAGAAAUUGAUGAGUUGUUCUAUGGCCAAGUUCAUUAGAAGCAAAGUAUCUAAAAGACCUCUUAAGCCCAAGAGUUGUUAAAUAACACGCAACCCAAACACCUUGCUAAAACAUUUUGUGCAUUUGUGACGUGAGAUAUGUAAGAAACUAUUGUUUGAAGACACUUACCAUACCUGAUGUGUAAUGAAAAAGGUAUUUAUUCUUCUGAGCCAGUGUGAUCUCCCAAAUUAACUGCUUUGUCCUCAAUGCCUCCCUUACGAUGUCAAAUGUGAUCUUGGGUAUUGAAAGUCUGUCACCUGUUUGCUAGUGCUGUGUUAUAUCUGUAAUAAAUGUCUUCUUGUGGGAGAGAG
This is a messenger RNA of Athene cunicularia (burrowing owl), 2377 nucleotides long. It is a transcript of the gene HNRNPH3, whose product is annotated as heterogeneous nuclear ribonucleoprotein H3. Lineage: Eukaryota; Metazoa; Chordata; Aves; Strigiformes; Strigidae. Gene Ontology annotation, biological process: regulation of RNA splicing. The coding region runs from base 67 to 1047 and encodes 326 amino acids. The transcript is spliced from 9 exons. The record is from RefSeq and is a predicted model, not a curated record. Gene Ontology annotation, molecular function: RNA binding. Gene Ontology annotation, cellular component: nucleoplasm; ribonucleoprotein complex.